UCUCCCUGGAAGGUUUUUUUUAUUAUUAUUUUCAUUCGGGCUCGCGUCGCUUUUGUUGUCGGUGGAACAUCCAUUCCGUCUCCUCCUCCUUCCCUCCAUGCUGCCCAUCAACGAAGACCUCACGAUAAUGGAGAGAAGUGUUCCAUCGUCUCUCCACCGAGCGAGCGAGAACCCCGCCGCGGAUCCUGCCGCCGACGCCGACGCCGACACCGCCGUGCUCGCAGGGCCAGAGCCCGCGUCGGCGAACGGGCCCGUCAAGAUGAGCAUCCCCCGCAACCUGAGCUACGUGUCGGACCUCUUGGAAAAGAUGCACUUCUCCAAUGAGAGCUCGGCGCUCUGCGCCACCAAAGAGGAGUGUGAUGGCAGCGGCCCCGCGGCGGCGGCGGCCUCCAACGGGCCCAGCGGCGGCCACGGCGGUGGGGACGCGGGGCUCGCGCAGGGCCCGUGCAGCACUUGGGCAGAGAUGCACGCCUUCGGCCGGCCGUGCGACUACAUCAUGAUGGACAGCCCUGCGUCGCUGCCGCUUCUGCGGCGGCGCGCCAAGUCACUACCCCCACCAUCGGUGCGCGCUAAGCAGGCGGCAGCGGCGAGCGGCACGGUGACGCCAAACACGCGCAAGCGCGUGCGCUUCGCCGACUCGCUGGGGCUGGACCUCAUCAGCGUGCGCCACUACAGCAGCAGCGAGGAGGUGUCCAUCCCGAACCGCGUGCUCUCCCAGCUGCGCCGCGGCAGCGCAAGCGGCAGUGUGCCGCGCUUCGGCUACAGCCAGCGGAUCGAGAGCCGCUUCCUGGAGCCACAGUUUCAGCAGCCGGGCACGACGCCGGACUUCUUGGAGCACGUGCGGUCACAGAAGGUGUCCCUCGAGAGCCUGGUGGUCACGUCGGAGCUUGGGCUGCAUGGUCUCAUUAGGGUGCUCAACCUGCACUUUGAGAAGUUUGUGUCGGUGCGCUAUUCACUCAAUGGCUGGGCGACGCAGCAAGAGGUGGUGGCGACGUACGUGCCGGGUUCGAGCGACGGCCACACGGACAAGUUCGGCUUCUCCAUCAACACGCCGCCCUUCAUGGAGGCAGGUGCGCUGAUACAGUUCGCCGUUUUGUUCGUGUCCAAGGAUCAGCAGUACUGGGACAACAACGGCGGCGCCAACUAUGUCGUGCGGUGCCACUGCCUCAAGCUGUCUCCGCCGCGGGACUACGAGGACUCGUGGAUUCACUACAUCUAGGACCCCCCCCGACGGAUUUGCGGGGUCACUUCCACGUGUGAACGUGCGCAUACGCACUCAUAGGAUGCGAGGCGAGGCACACGGAGGCGACGCGAGGGCACCGCUCGUGAAUCGUCGAUUGAAGGCCACCGCGAGCACCGUCGUCAAUUCAGCCGUAGCCUCCAUGCACCGGGCGGCCGUGCCGGUCACAGCUAAGGGGCCAUCAGUGGCAUCGCACGCCUCACCGCCCUCUUCCCCUGCCUUUCUCUUGAGCACCCCAAGGAGGGCGACCCAGACUGAGGGAAAAUUAUCCAACAGGGCCAAGGUGGAUUUGAGGGGCCUGCUAGAGAUUUGGGACGCAAGGAAGGGACGAUGGGAAGGGGUUCUUUUUCAGCGUAAUGGAAUUCGAUAAUGGCAGCAUAACUUUUGGGUUUUGAGUAUUGAUCACCUGGGUCCAUUAAACAUUUUUAUACUGACGCUUUGGAGAUUUGCUCACAGCCGUUUGUGUAAGGUGGUUAAUUGACCCCAUGGUUUUAAAUUGUUAACUCUAUUGCACGUGAAAAAUAGUAAUCGGUCAGACAAAAGGAAGUAAACUGCUAAACUGCUGCAGUUGGCAUGUGCCCAUAGGAGGUAACACAGACCAGGGUGGUCCGGUUGUUGGGUCCUAGAGGUAAGAGUCGCGAAUGAAACGCAUCGAGUUCUGCAGUGUGUGGCGUUUUGUCGCUUUGACAGCGACAACGAUGAUGAUUAUUCAUGGGCAGUGUGGUGCUUGUUGCGGCGCCUGUGUGAUUGUGGGGUCGGGUUGCGUGUGGACUGUGACUGUUGGCUUAGGAGGAGGCAUAGGGCAGGCAACGAUGUUCAUUUAAGGGCAAGGGUGGGGAAAUUCACUCACCCAGAUAGGGUGAAAACUGAGGUCAAACUGGGGUUAAUAACGGGCGUAUUGUACCAUGUUCGGGGAGCAUGAGUGUUGGUGAACAUUUCUUCGUAAUAUCUACGUGCAUCAUCAGAAUUACCAUUUUCAUCAUUUAAGAUCCUCGCGACCUAUCAACAUCAAGCAAAUUAUCAUUGCUAGGAGUGUAACGACAUUUAUUGAUAUUUGUUUUUAAGGCUCCCCAUCUAAGUGUUGAAUUGCAUAUUUAGGAAUUGUCAUCGGCCAUGAUCGAGCCACUGCUGGAUGAAGGCCUCCUAAGCCGUCCUUAUUUCUCCACCAUCUUGCGAUGCAACGGUCCAUUGUCCCCCCAUCUCCAUAGUUGACGUCCUCUCGGGCGUUUUCUCCGUUGGCUGCGACUCUGACGUUAGGCUCGACCUCCGGCCAUCAUUCCAAUUAGUGACAAGUCCUGGCCAAGCCCGUUUACUUUUUCAUUUAUCAAUAUGGUGCCUCUAACAUGCAUUAUCUCUCUAAUCUGUGCGGUUUAUUUUUUGUGCCACACAGUGUAACUAUAAGCAUGCACCUUUCCAUGCUUCUGUGCACGUUUCAGCAUUUGUUCUGCUGUAUCAACGUCCAUGUUUCUGAUUCACAUGUUGUGUUACUCAUAUUGAAAUUACGUGCAAAUGUUACGUUUUGGAAUAAUGGAGUGAACAAGAUAAUACCAGCGAGACAGUAAAAACGACGCAUCGCAUAAUAAGUAAUAAGUUAUUGAGUAAAAUCUAAUCUCAGCCCUGAUUCACGGCAAGUCAUUGCAUCUCCUGGAUGGAGGUAAACCAUUGCAACCCUAAUGAUCAAUGGAAAUCGCCAAUAUCAGCUGCAGCAGUGCAAAAUCAACAAUUUCAUUAUUAUUAGGAGCUGCAUUGGUAAUGAAUGCAGUGCUGAGUGAAAGCAUCACCCGUUCUGUAUAGCUCCAAUUUAUCUCCCUCUGUCGUGUGCGCCUUACAUGUUUUUUUAUGUAUUUUGUUUUCCGUUCUUGGAAUUUACCCAUACCUAUGUGCUUGCUGAUUCUGUGCUCGAGAAAAUGUAUGUUUCCUUCACGUGUGUGUUUGUUAUGUUCAGUUGUGAGAGGGUGUUUGUGUGCGUCCACGUGUAUUUAUGUGUGUAUGUAUGUGCUUGUGAUGGUGAGUACGUGGUAUGUUCUUGCAUUGUAUUCUGUAGUAACACUGGUCUGGGUGUAUGUUUUGGGUGUGCUUGUUUGUACUGAAACUCGCCAGAUCAGUUAUUGUCAGCUAUGUUCCUGCCCAGGCAUGCAGUGCUCUGUAAUUUCCACCAAAGUUAAGCCUAGAAUUGACAUUUCGUCUUUUUCUUAGUAUUUUUGUCAUAUUUUAAGAGUCAUUUAAAUUUCAUAUGACGUAGCCUAAUUAAUUAUCGCGAGAUUGUCGACACAACUGCUCCAUCUGCUAACGCUCCAUUUGGAUGUGAGCUCUAAUUUUGUACCCGUAUUGUUCUCAAUGCUACACUGGCACUUGCCCUACGACCUUGGCAACUUGAUUAUAUACUGGGACCUUACAAGAGAAACUGUACGAGCUGUGACGCGAGUCGGAUACAUUUGCCUGUGUGUGAACCACUGCCGAUCCCGAUGGCCACAUUUCCAAGGCUUGCAUCCGGCUAUUCCAAGAGACCCACGCAGCGUGUGCGUGCCAAAAUUUGGGUGAUAUCAGAUGACCCUGCACCGCCUUAGAAGGGUGACCGAAGGACACCUCCUUCUUGCUGGACGAGAGGGAGCUGCGUUUAGCACCCUGCAGUGCGCACUGUGGACUUGAGUGACUGCUCUGACAUUUAGCGGCCAUCGCAGAGGAAUGCUUUUAAAACGAGCCACGCUGCUAUGCUGGGUGUGGGGAGAGGGGUGGGGGAGGUGGUGGGGGUGGGGUGGAGGCUGCCUUGAAAAGCUCAUUCCAUCACCUUGUGAAUGGCAGAGGUAAAAAAAGACAAAGUUACAACUGGAUGAUUGGCAUCUUUUUUUUUAAACGUCCGCGGAUGCGCGGUGGUGGAGGUGGUUUGGGGGCACGUGGAGAAGGCGCACGCCGGACAACUGCUGUAGUUUGAAAAUGUUGCGCGUGUUCAUCCGGGAAAACGCACACACGCUUUUACUGCGCGGCGGCAACGAGGGAGACUGCGCCGGUAUUCGGAUAUGUUUGACAAUGCACCGACGAGCGACUGAAGUUUAACUCGUUUUCUGGCAACAUAACGCCAUGCAAACAACUGUGUUUGAACGUACACUGAGAUGUAACAGCGCACACACACGCACGCGUGUGCACUGUAUGUACACAAGCUGUCAGCCUUAUCCAGACCACCAGCUGCAAAUAAAUGAAUGUGUGGAUAUUUUGUCGUUUAGACAACCAACUGUUAGAGUUGACAAAAUGUGGCCAUUCCAACAUAUGCCACUUCGGAGCUGGUCUUCUGAAUGAGGCCGAGUGCUUUCGUACGCACAACGCUGCACACCUUUGUGUGUGUGUUUUUAUAUGCUUGUUUCCAGCCUGCAUUAAUUGUCCUAUUGUGAUGGGCUUUCUCGUAGUUUUGCAGUUGCGAUUAAGUACACCUACAAGCUCAGUUUAGUGUCUGCGAGCUCGGAGCUUUAAAAUGUGCAAACACUGUGUUCACCUGAGAGGUGAAAGUGGAAUAAACACUGCACAAUGAGCAGCAGCCUGUACACUGGGGCUUUUUCAAAUGUAAGAACAUUUAAUCAAGCGAACACGAGCAUUGCGACUUGAGAUAGCGUGUGCAACGGUACCGUAGAGGAGAUGUGUGCAGAGCAGCUUGCACGCUCCUUUUCUAUAAUUUACAGAAUAACAGUCUUUUAGCCCUGCGCUGUUGGGAGUGCGCUACAGUGCACGACAUCUGGAGGGAUUGGAGAAAUGUCACCAUCGAUCGGCCAACUUAUUGUUCGGCAUCUUUAAUGGAAUUAAUUGGCUGCGUCGCACUGUUGUGCCAUCAAUCAAGGGAACUGUGUUCUGAAGAGGGAACUGGUUGAGUCGGGGAGGGAGGGGGUUAAAACCUGGGGUCAUAACGCUGCUAUUCACCACUGCCGACCAUCUGUCUUCUCGUGCUCUACGGAGAUUCGCUAUUCCAAUGCAAAUUAUCUGCUGAUGUAUCGCUCACAGCUGUUGAUGGCAAAAAUCGAUCGGUGGUAUUUAUUCAGAAGUUGGGUGACGGUCCUUUCAUUCUUUCUUUCAGUUACGUUUUCUCGUUAUGCAAGGGAGACUUCGGUUUUACCCUCCAGAAAGGGUCCCUAACAAAUAUGUGAAACAGAAUUUUACUUUCAAAUUUGGUAUCCGGACUAUGGCAUGGGCACAACAAGGGCCGCAUCGGUAUUUGAUUUUUGUGAGUGACAUCACAGAUUUGAAGCUCGAGGCUCCGUUUCGUACGUUGCCAGAAAGCAGUUUUCCGUGGACCUGGUAGGAAACUGCCCAAAUUGACAGAGCAUUGCAUAGGUCUGGCCGUGUUUCCACCACAUAUUUGCAGAAACUAGCUUAACCACAACACAAUGGGCAGCAAAAGGAUCGUGGGAUAUGAGUUGCUGAGUUAGGCCCCUUGCUGAAAGAGACACGGCUAUGUGAAUUGUUGAACACAAAUGAACAUGGCUGCUGCAACCUCAGGAGAAUGUAAAUCUACUACCAGUUCAUAAAAAAUUUAAAAAUAUCUUUUUACUUGAAAAAUUACUUACAACCCCUUUGUCAACCCCCUGCUGGAUGAAGGCUUCCCCACGCUCGGUUGGUCAUAGGGUUCCCUUUGACCGUUACCUCAUGCUGGUUUGUGAAGGGAAGGCAACUACUGCUUCAGAUAAUCGCUCAUCACUGAUGUUAGCCGUGGCCCGGCAGAAAACUCUGGUCACCAGCUUCAUAGCGCAGUGCGCAAACCACUGCGCCACUGCUUUGGCGCGGUAUGCACUGCACUCUAUCCACCCUUUUCCCUGUCCCAUAUUUAUUUUAUGUCUCUUUAAAUUGCGAGCCAAGUGAGAAGUUUCACUUCAGGAGUUCCACGACUCUGUGCAACAGUUCCUUAUUUCCGAUGGAGAAAGCUGACCCUGCACAGUUGCUUCUGAGUUCACGUAAACCUUGGUCUGUACACGCCGCUUCUGAAUUGGUGCUGUCUGACAAACUACGGGUUUACAGCUUUACACACCUUAAGCAAUUAAAUGAAAAUGCAGAGAGAGCUCCGCAGAGCGACAGUGGAUGGGAGCAGUAGUACUAAGCCACUUGCUUUCCUUGAGAUGAGAUUGGCUUGGAAUGGUCACAUCACUGAGCUUGUUUCAAUGUGUGCUGUGAAAUGAGUAAAACUGUACUGCAGUCUGUGGUUGCCUUCUGGAGAGACUGGCCACUACCAGGGGAAUGUGGAGUUUUUAUAUAUGGCUGGCUUGAACCUCCCAAGAGAGUUUAAGACUGCCUCAUUGAUCAGGGAGACACAUUUAUGUCAUUUUAGUUUAUGAAAAUAGAUUUUUGGGUUAGGCCUUGUUAACAGAAAUACAUGGAUCAUUAUUGGCUGUAAAAAGCUACGUGUUAAAUUGUUGUCCAUGUAAACACUAUUGAUUACUGCUUUUUGGGAAGUCAGCAAUGGUCUAGUGCAUCAAUUGGCCCCUGUCUUGAUAAUGUGCAAUUUCCACCACUGGUCCAGGGCCACCAACAGAGAUGAGCACUGACCAGUAGUUAUGUGAGUCGGGAGUAUUUUUGUUUCAUAAUAUCAUGUGGAUAAAAGGUAUUCUGCAUAUAACUUAAUAAUACUUCAAGGUGCUCGGGAAAAAAAUACGAUCACGCUCUGACUGGAUGUUAAACAUUAAACACUGGACAGGGUGAAAUCUAUCUCAUUUGAACGACAGUUGGUGGUUAGAGAGAAGCGGAAAGAACACUGCAAGGACAUAUCAGUAAAGGAAAUGGUCAUGCCCCCAACAGGCCUCAAGGCCAAAGGACUAUAUAAGUAGAUGAAUUGAUAUGCUCUAAUCGAAAUUGAAUAUUGCAAUUGAAAACAACAACAGUGACUGCAGGUGUACCCAGCAUGUGCUUGGUAAGAGAUACACUCAUGAUGGAGUUGGCCUGGGAGUCAUGGGACCUAAUGCAUCUGUCAAAGCAUCGAGCCACCUCCUUUUACCGGCCUGGGUUGAACCCCAGGGGGCCACAUAGAGCGGAAUUAAUUAUCACGGUCGGUGAGCUUUAUAAUAAUGAUGACAUUUUUUCUAGCACCGUAACGUGGAAAGCCAUCACAAGGGCACUUGGUCACGAAUUCCAAAGUCAAAAUGUCUCCCUCAAACACACAUAGGGCGGCACUGCCCCUCAGUUGGUGGCCCUGAGCCAGUGGUGAAAAUGUAACGUUCCUAUGGCAGGAUACUGUAGAGCACGAUCACUGAUGACUGCACAAAACAGUUGAAUAUUAUAUUUGUGCUGGAAUUUGUCGCGGCCAGCUCUUGAGGGUCUACCAGUGUCGGACACAAAAGGGAAGUCCAUAAGAAACGAAACAUAAUGGAGCGACGUCCUCGCAAUGUUAUGCUGAUAGUACAAUUGGUGUGUAAUUGAGUAGAGAGUCAAAUAACAAUUUUUUUGAAAUCCUCGACAAUAAUUUGUGCAGUUUAAUGACGGCCCAUUUGUAAAUGCCUCGCGGAGGUCGGAGAUACCCACUGAGAUCAGAACUUCACACUCGGGAUAAUGAAAUUAUGUGCACGCCGUGGGUGAAUUCCCAAGCCUGGAGGCGCGCCGGCUUAUUUUAAUUUUUGUCGUUAUUUAAGUCCCCCCCCGCCACCACCACAGUACUAGUACCUUAAUAACCUACUUUUAAAAUAACACUUUCGUCAAUAACAAUGCCUUCAAAGAAUAUAUAUAAUCUUGAUUUGAAGCUUUCGUGACUGCAGGAAUCCAUACUCUUUGGUUCUUUCGGUAAAGUCAUGUAGGUAGAAAAUAAAAUAAAUCACGUUUCGGACGCUUGUGUUGCGCCCGAAACGGCGUGAUUUAUUUUAUACCUACGUGACUUUACCGAAAGAACCAAAGAGUAUAAUAUAUAUGUAAUAAGAGACAUUUUGUACAAUGGCCCUUCAUAUGCUACAAAGGGCCAUUUACCACAACUCCGCCAAUUGUAUAUAUUUUUUUCCCUUAUAAUAUGAAGAACCAUUGCCGGAAACGUUUUUUUUCAGGCAGUGUUAUUGGCGAAUAUGAGGCGUUUUGUUGUUUAUUAAUUAUGCUUGUGCACCACUGCCAACGCAGCAGGAUCACCAAAUAAUUUUUUUACAUGUGUUUUGUUGUUGUUAAAGGCACUCUCUGACGUGCAUCACCAUUUAUGGGAUGAGUGAUACCGGGGGAGGAGCGGCCCCCGUGGUGCCUAUUGACAGCCUCCUGGGUUGGCUGUGUUGAUGGUUCGUUUUAUGGCCCUUGUCCCGCUAAAGUUAUGCAGGAGGACGGGACGUGGGUUCGAUCCCGACCCAUGACGCCUGCUGAUUAUUUAGAGUUCGCAUGUUCGCCCUGUGGUCGCGAGGUUUUUUCUCCGGGUCCUCCAGUUUUUCCCUUCACAUUUAGAACCUGCAUUUAAGAGUAUUUGGCUGAUAUAUAUGUCCACGUGAUAAGCCACUUCUUUGAGCUAUCAUUUGUGACCAGGUCGCUUUUGAAAAAGAGCUAUAUAGCUCAGUGGGCCUUACCUGGUAAGAUAGACAAUAGUAAAUAGUUUAAGCAGUGCACUCUUUCUGCAAGAAUGUUUAAGUGUCUAGUUAAUCGGUUUCAUGUGGAGAAGCUAGGUGGAUUAUUCUCAGGAUUGUGAGAGAUGGUGGUGGCUCAGGCAGGCCUUCAACCCAGUAGGGGAUUGAUCAUAGCUAACUAUGAUUAUGAUGAUGGGAGUGUGUGUUUGUGUUGCUAUAUUUAUCGUGGGUGGCAUCAAGAGGAGAAAUAAUGUUGCAUCUGUUCCGGAACUCGCAGCAACUUUGUUGCAAAAUCUGGAAAAGGCUCCGUGUUGCCAUGGCCAACAGCGACGUGAUUGGCUGCGUGUGGUCACGUGGGAUGGAUAGGGUUGUUAUGACAACACAAAGGCAAAGAUAAAUAUGGCAGCGAAUGUUAAAGCAUGCAGGUGUUAACUAUUAAUAAUGUACUUGAUAAAUAGAUCUGUAUGAUGGUAAAUAGUACACUCAUAACUUAUGCAUAAUUUCGUAUUUAACUUGAUUUAUGUAAAAUUCCUUCAUGUUUUAAUACAGUUCAUUAUUUGACCUGGCUCAGGUUGUAGCUGAUUACUAACAAACUCUCCCAAUGAGAUGCGGUUAGGGCAGGGGUGGCACCCUGUGGGUCCAGAGCCGCAUGCGGCUCUUUGAAGGACUCCUUCGUGACGUUAUUUAUUAACUACCACCGUCUCAUUCACAUGCAUUGCAGCUCUUUAAAUAUAGAGGUUUUUUACCAAAUUUGAAAAAUAUGGCUCUUCUUAUUGUGUUUUCCGACUCCUGGGUUAGGGUCCAUCGGUGAUCAUAUUCAUAGCCGGGGGGUAGCUGUAACCUUCAACUGACAAUGGGCAAGGAACCGCGUCAAAUUAAGGAGCGUUGUUCAACGAUAUUGACUUUGGUGUCCCUAACCUGAUGAGCAACAAGAGCACGUGGAUCAGGGAACAAACACAAACCAGAGACGUCACAUUGACAAGAGGAGUAAAUGGGCUCGGUAGGACACAUCGCCGGACAGAAUGAUGGACGAGGCUAGUGGAUGAGGCCGGAUUGGCAUCCAAAAAAGAGAAUGCAUCCAAGAAGGCGACCCUCUGCGCAGAUGGAGCAAAGAGAUCGGUUCAUGUGUAGGAGUGAGAUAGGUGGUAGCAGGACGAGACCGUGUGGGAUGGCAACGGCGUGGAAAGGCCUUCAUCCAACAGUGGCAUAGACAAUGGCUGAUGAUGAUGACGAAUAUGUUGAGAGUUCGGCGAUGGAAACUUCUCCGUGUGGCACACUUGGGCGGUGGAAGCGUAAUGGAAACGCCUCGCACUGUCGUUAGAGUGUCCCACUCGCGAUCAGAAGGUCAAGGGUUCCAAUUCCGGUCGGGGUGUGGUUGGAUUGUCAUUGUCAUCCCUUCUGGUUGGUUAAAAUUAAUAGUACCACUUUUAUGAAAGUAAACAGCAGUUCUUCGAAUACACUGGUCCCCUGUCGUAGGAAUGUGGAAUUUCCACCACUGGCUCAGGGCCGCCAUUGAAGAUGACACUUGGACGUUUAGCUGUCGGAAGGUGAAAAUCACCCGGUUCUCUUGUCAGGACAAUCGAGUUACCAUGGACUCAGCGUGUUCUGCGUGUACACAGGGUGGGUGGAGAUUCUGGACCUCGGACAAAGUUGCGAGAGACGGUGCCUAGGGGACGUUUGAGUUGCGAGAAUUGCUUGGGCACAGGGAGGGGGAGCAUUCUGCGAGAGAGAGAAAGAGACGGCUAGCACUGUACAGUGUGGCAUGUGCGGGUGAAUGAGCCUCGGUAUUAUUUUUAUACGUAAACACGCACGUGAUGAACACGCAAGCACGCAGCCAAAAAAACACCGGACACGGGGAUGCGCGCACGUGCACCCUAGCAAUGCUCUGCGAAAAUCACCGAGUCCCCAGAGUGGUUGUCUCGUGGCUUUGCCGGCGUUGCGUGCGAGCAUUUGGUGUCGUGGGUUUUUUUCCCCCCUCACAUUGUUUGGCCGUAAUACAUUUUGCUAUCACUUGACCGGGAUUCCCAUUGGCUGGACGCACGUGUUACGACCCUCUUUUAUGGGCCUCGCCAGUGACUCGACAUUUCAAGUUAUUGUACACGUACAGCAAAGGGGCUGUUGUCUGGUACAGCCUUAAGCAAUAUGCGCACCGGCGAGACGAGCGGCCGUUCGACUGGCACUGCGCAAUGAGAAUGUCCAUUAGCUCAGGGUCCGUUAAGGGUAGCGAGAUGGCCCCAGAUGCAUUUCAACCUUAGGUAACACAUCUCACUCUUUGCCUUUGGAUUAUUAUGCAAUAAUAAGUCAGGGAAGGCGAUUUUGUUGAAGUCACUUGAAGGAAAUAACAUUCUAUCCAUCAGCCUGUUGGUUCUUUUUCCACGUUGAUGUUUGCCAGUAGCAUUUGUUUAUAAGUUGAGAAUUUUGGACCAGUUUCAUCUUCGCUCUCUUUACAUCCCUCUGCCUCUGUCCACCCAGCAGUAUAAAAUUGGUACGCCACAAUUAAGUUGAUUUUGCAGAUCGUGUGUAGAGGGUUAAAGUGUGGGUACUAUCCCGCCUUCCAAGACGUCCGGUCAGCCAGCGUGGAAGAGUAAGCCAAAUACCCUCUAGGCCCCUCCCCCUGUAGUAGAAUCUCAUCGGCAAGGUGUGCAUGCUGAUUGGCCUCUUUGUGCAAAGCCUGCUUUCGGUUGGCGAUCUGACCCGCAGUCUUCGCCCGAUCCAGAUUGGCUGUAGCGCUGCGUGCAUUUGAUGUCACGAUUGUGAUUUAUUUAUUCGCGUGUCUAAAAUAUCCGCGUGCGUGGGCCAUGGCGGAGACGCUCGCAUCUUGAAUGUCCAUCCUCUGGCCUGCCGGCAGAACGCCAAUCUUAUUACUACUUACUGUAGUGGAGUCGAAAUAAAACUUUCAUGGGGAAGUGAAGCCGUGCAGUGUUCAUGCCUUAGAGCAGAGCGUAAAUCUCAUGAAUAAGUGAUUGGGCUCGCGUUGUGCCCAUCACCACUGGGACAUCUUUCGGAUGAAAACAACGAGCAGUCGACAGUGAGGACCGUCCUUUCUCUUGAGUGCUUCCUGCCGAAUGCUUUACAAUUUUUUUUGCAAUGAAAUAGAUGGAAAGAUCUGCAGCCUUUCAGGCUUUAAGUAGGAGCCAAGUUAGGCUCUCUGCUGCAUGCUUUAGCAUUUAAUUAUAAGUGCGGUAGUGCUCUCGACUGUCUCUGGACAUCAGAAUUAUUGUCUAUCGAAAGUGGUGAGCCAGGGACGAAUUUAAGUGACUCGAAUGUGCAGAACAACGGAUGCACGAAUGGUACAGGCUGGGGACAUUCCCGCAGUAGGUCUCAUCUGCUGUAUACAAAGUACAAGUGUAGCCCUGCAAUUGCUUGCUCUACAACUGUUGGCGGAAGGGCCUCCGUUCAAGGGAGCUCUUGGCCGACUCUUCUAUGUUGUCCAGAUGUAUUAGACGACGAUCUGCUCGUCUUGUUUAGCAAAACAUCACAUAGGCCCAGGGCGAAGGGGCUACACAGUUUUCAGAGGGUCGUGAAAGGAAACGGUUUACAGUCAACGUAAACCGUUUUUUUAUGUUGAAUGACCGAGACAAAAAGUCUUGGUGCCUCCCUACGCAAACUACCAUAGGGUGGUACUCAUCUUGUAUUAGCUGCCCUGAACAAUUGAUGGAGAUUCCACAUUCUUGGCCAGGUCCAGUCUCUCAACAGGACGACCACCAUUGAUGACUUUGCACAUAGUGCUCAUUUUAUCGCCAUUGGACGAAUGAUGGGGUUGAGUCAACCUUCAGCUUAUUGUAUCUCGGGUGCUUUGCCACAGCGCUUCGUAUGUGUCGGCAAAUUGCAAGAAACUACAAUUUUAAUACAGUGGCUUCAGAGCGUUUGCAACGUGAGAGUGUCUUGCAUAAGUAGAGGCAGAUUUGUGGACUGAUGUUGAAAUGUGGCACUCACUCGGGGCGACAGUUUUCCAUGAACUUGAGCAGCCCGUUUGCGCCUCGUCGUGUUGUGCCAUCAUAACGGUGACUGCCGAGAACUUGUUGCGAGAUUUCGCAGGAACGAAACGCUCGCUGGUGCCGCGCUGGUUCCGCGCUGCUGAAAACGUCUUGCGCAUUGCUCGUCACACGUCACACUCGCUUGGCCAGUUUUGUCGACAGACGCGACCGGGUUGCUACUUCCCCCCCCAUCUGGAAAUAGCGCCGUGUGUGUUUGUACCGCGCGGUCAGUCUGGUUUCCAAGGUGAAGCACGUACUCGUGCCCGCUGGUAAUGGUGCCUCUCCCGCUAACAAGGUCCAUUAGCGCAAUCCGGACAGCAUUUACAAACGGCUGGGGGCACGGCGAUCUGAUUGGGUGACGUGGCGAGAUCGCGGCGGGGAAAAGUUGCGAGCAUUCCUAGGAAUAGUGUGAGCCGGGCAGCAAUCAGUAUCUGAAAAUGUGCUGAUUGCUAUUACUGGCCUGAUCUUAUUAGACUGUUUCUUGUGUUACCUUCGUGAGCGAAUUUGUGUGAAGUUAGGGCGUGCGUAGGCGCGUCUGGGUGCAAGUCGUUCGGCGUGGCAGGGAUUUCUGCACGGAGCAUUCGUCUUGUACCGAUCAGGGUUAAAAUCCUGGUUGGGACGCGACGACAAAACGGACGUCAUUUUGUGAGGAAUCGCAACAGAGGUCAUCUUCCCAGGGACGGUGCCUGUCAAGGGAAUGUGAAAUUUUCUGCCAAUGACUCACAGGGCAGCCAAUGUAGUUGAGAACUUCCCCAUUGGUUUCUGUUUGUAGCUCCAGAUUGAGGAGAACCGCAACCUGGAGCCAUGACUUGCCACUGCACCCCAUCGCUUGAGCCGACUUUCAUAUCUUGCCUGGUGUGUACGUGAUAGCCGUGACCGCAUCCUUUUUCGCCGCGGAGGAUGAAGUCACCGCCGCGCCUUCCUGGAUAUUGCAUUAUCUUACAAAUCCGCGUUCUCACGUAGUGUCAUCUAAUUAGGGGUGAGGUUUUCGCAAGUGGGAUAGUGGUGUAAUAUAAAUUUCCUAUUGGUGAGGCACUGCUUAUGAAUGAGACCCAAGUUUCAUUGGAUGAUGGAAGUAAACACAAUAUUACUCUCUUGCAAUAAGAUUUGGAAUGUGAACUGCAAUGCAUUCUAGAUUCAUUGCUGCAAUGAGAGAUGGUGUUUGGGAUUGGGUAAAGUGUUAUAGUUAGGGAUAGGAUUAUGGGUUGUGAAAGGGAUCAAAUCCAAACCCAAAUAUUGUGAAGCGUUGGAGUGACAUAAAUGUUUUGAAAUUGUUUGUAUUGCAGUAAUUGGAGUGGAAUGGUGGCACAGUGGUGAGCACAUUGCACUAUGAACUCGGUGGCCUGAGUUCAAUUUCCAGCCACCGAUAACGUCAGUGGCGAGUUAUACCUGCACCGGUCGCUCGGCAGCCUCUUCACUAACCCACAUGGUAAGGUACAGUCAGAUAACCUCUAUGACAAAGGCUUGUGGAGGCCUUCAUCCAACAGUGGAUUGAUAAAAAAGUGGAAUAUUACAUUUUAUACAGUGGAGUUGUGUAGUUUGGGGUUAGUGGUGAACUGUUACUGUUAGGCACAGGGAUAAUCGCUUGGCUUAUAGGUAGAGCCGUGGGUGGGCACAAGCCAAACCCCCAAGUCUCAUGACGCACGAUCCCACAAUGAUGAUUAGUUUUUGCGUGUCACGCCACGAUUGUAAACCUGCCUUGGGUCUUUGGCAGUGUCUGCAAGCGGUUUACAGAAUCCGCAUUGUGUUACCGAGGACAUUGUUGAGGGUAGAGUAAUAUUUAUCUGUUUAUUUUGGGACUACCGCCCCCAGUGCUGCAUAGCAAAUGCGCCCCUGUAGAUAACCAGUUCUCCGUGGAAUUAGUGGUGUUACUAAAUCAUUGGCUUAGUUUCCACAGUCAAUUUACCAAGGUGCAUCAUCGCGUUUUACUGAUCUUGUGAUAUCGCGCACAGGAAGAGGAGGUCGUCAUGUGCCCAGACCAUAACGUGAGUCAAAAUUUUAAAUGAAAAUCUGCGAGCAAAUUAAAGUCUUAAUAGAAUCACUGUAUAAAAUGGGGUAUGUGUCACUACUAAGUUGGUCUCCCUUGCGUAAAAAGGUAAUGGAUCUCAUUGGGCACUCGCUACGGUAAUUAUAGGACCUUGGCUUGAAAUUAAAUAAGUAUUUGUGACCCCGGGCACACAGAGCGCUCUACUGUUGUAGAGACCCGUGUGUAUUUAUUAAGUGGUUGUGUGCAGAUAGGAUAGAACGAAUUGGUGCUCUCAGAGCAAAUUGAAGAGAUUUAAACGAGAUAUGUACCAGCGUGGUUAAGACAUUCACGCAAUCGCUGCUGGCCCUGACUUAUGAUGUCAUGUCUCCCCGAUGCGGUUUUCGGGUUGGACCGCGUGUUGUCCGGUACGAUGUCCAACGUUUCGCUGCAUGCCCUGGGAGGUUGUUCAGAAACGGGUUUGAACGGUUGUUCAGGAACGGUUUGUUCCUUGAACACCUUCAAUUCAGUUUCUGUUGAAGCUCUCGGCACGUGGAAUACAAACUUAAAACGCGAAGACACUAACAGACGCAACAGAGAGAUAUUUCGUCAGACUCUCGCAAAAUGACAGUGGCAAUUAUUAUCACGUGACAUUUUUACCCAUUAGAAAAAGAUACACGCUGAAUUUCGGUCAACUCGGGAGAGAUCCGUUGGAUGUUGGACUAAUUCCUUUUUUGAGUAGUUUUGCAAUAAAAAAGAUGUUCUGCAUACACUUUGCAUAUAAUGUCAACACACGAGACUGACUAAUACACCGCACCCCGUAUAUGACAGUUUCACCAGAAGACAAACCACAGGAUUAUCCGUCGCGCUCACACGUUGUUCGUGGAUGUGUUAAUGUUGCCGUCUAACGUCAGCAUUGUCAAUGCAGUUGAAGCUGGAUAUAACCAAACCACCUUUGUAGCAAGGUGGCCUUAUAUCCACAGUAGCGUGUUUGCAUCAGAUGUUGCCAUUCACCCUGAGCGGCAAGGUGGCCCAGUGGUAACCUCGUGGCUCACAGCAUUCCUGGGUUCGAUCCACCGACUCGGGGUGUCUUUCUGUGUGCAGUUGCUAAAUUCUCCCCCGCUCUUCUGCGUAGAAUUCCUCCAGGUUCGCCGGUUUCCUCCUCCCAUAGUUCAAAAAAACACCCCCAUACAAUUUAUUGAACCUAGGAUUGACCAAACAUCCCAAUGCUGAAAAAUGAAAUGGCAAUUUGCUCAAAGUGUGAUGACUGUGCGCACAGCAGUAACAUCGCCUCCUCCUGUAAAAAUGUUGCAAGACCCCUCCUGAAAAGGAUUCCUGAGACUGGAGGCUUUCCCUCGGCAAAUAAAUCGUAGUAACAACAACCUUCCGCCCACCAGCGUGACAAUGUAAAGCGUGUGUUGCUUACAUCAGAACGGAGCAUGUGGUAGGUGUGCUUAUAUCCAGCUUCUGCUUUACGACGAUUUGCUAAGGAGUUAAAAAAAAUCUGCUGUAAGCGCACGAAGGCUGUGUCUGUGGGGGGGGGGGUCUGUGUGUCAUUGUUCGUGGCAGAUGUUGUUGAGUGUGCGGUGAAACUUGAAUGCCCCAAAACGUGUCGUGUGGAAUUUAACGCACAGGGUACAAAAAUCAAUUAAAUCUAUUUAAAAUAUAUCGUAUAUAUAAAAGAAAAAUAGUGACUAUAAUAUAGAGAAAAUACUGGGUUUUAAAUUUGUGCAGAGCGAGUAUAUGUACACGAUUAUAAAUGUUAAUUAAUUAUCUGUGCACUUUUGAUUAGCUAGCGUUCGUGACUUGGGUGAGAUUUUAUUUGAGAGCGGACUACCGGUGCAAUUCAGAGUGAGGCUUAAGGUGCGGCCUUAUGAGUUACUCUUCUCUACCUACUACAGAGAGAGAUGAUCCUUUUGCAUGGAAGGUUACCGACAAAUGUAUAAGUGUGGUUCUUGCUGUCCCCAUUCGUACAAGGUCGCCACAUAUUGGUCAAGGUCUCAGUCCUGCUGUUAAGACUCGGCUUGCCACGAUACCACAGGACAUCAAAUUUCACAAUGUGACGUUUUUCACAAAAUUAUGAAUUCAAAUUUAUUCCCAUGAAUUUGUAAUUGUUUCACAUUUUAUCGUUUUUGUUUCUGUGCUUUGCUGUACUUCUCGUACGAAUAAAGACGACUUAAAUGUUAUUCAACCGCA
Molecule: messenger RNA, 16872 nt
Organism: Petromyzon marinus (sea lamprey)
Lineage: Eukaryota; Metazoa; Chordata; Hyperoartia; Petromyzontiformes; Petromyzontidae
Product: protein phosphatase 1 regulatory subunit 3D-like
Biological process (GO): regulation of glycogen biosynthetic process
Cellular component (GO): protein phosphatase type 1 complex
Molecular function (GO): glycogen binding; protein phosphatase 1 binding
Source: RefSeq, a predicted model, not a curated record